Molecule: messenger RNA, 5281 nt
Organism: Gasterosteus aculeatus aculeatus (three-spined stickleback)
Lineage: Eukaryota; Metazoa; Chordata; Actinopteri; Perciformes; Gasterosteidae
Source: RefSeq, a predicted model, not a curated record
UUUUAUGUUUCUAACAUAUCCGCAGCUGCUUACAUAGAGCGAAUCACAAAGAAGAAACAGUCUUCUGCUCGAUGCGUUUAUAUUCCACUAUUCAAAAUUAUAUUUAAAAACAAAAACACACACACCGCCGUUACAGCAGCCGCAAAGUCCUCAGCGCGCCUCGCUUCGUUCCAUAGACGAUCUUCGUCUUCCCGCGGCGCUGACGUGUGUCGCCCCGUCACGUGACCCCUCCCAGGAAUGCGAACAAUGCAGCGGAGUGUCCGACUUCUUCUGCUGCUGCUGCCGCUGCUUCUUCUUCUUCUUCUUCUUCUGCCGCCGCUGCCCGGAGUCCGAGGGGAGAAAAUGGAGGCUCGUUUCUUCUCGCUUAACCGCUUCCUUCGUCCUCCUCGCGCCUCGAGCCCUUUUCCCGCCCACGCGACGACGCUUUCCAAGUAAAAAACGCAACUUUUGUCCUUUUUUAAACCGGAGUUCUCGCUUCUUCAUGGCGACCAGCAGCGUUGUGCUUUGGCUCCGCGGCGUCCUCGCCACCGGCUGCAUUUCCUGGAACAAGCUGGAACCCCGAGCCCCGAGGAGCCCCGCCACGGAGCGCCUGUAGCCGCCCACCUUCUUCCAGCUCGCCAUCCUCGCCAUCACAACGGGAGGCACGCAGGGGCGACCCCUUCCCCCGCCCCCCCCGCUUCGCCCCUUAGUGUCGGCCAUCCCCAGAAGGACAUUUUGGGGUCACUGCCUGUGCGUUUUCCCCUCCCCCCCGCGACCCCGUAGAGUAGCCAUGAGGCCCAAGACGUUCCCCGCGGCGCCGUACAUGGGCAACACGCGCCAGAGGCUGCAGGAGAUCAAGGAGGGUCUGAAGCAGCCGGCCAAGCUGGUGAGCCAGGCGCUGCAAGGCGCCGGCUCUCGGGCCGCCGCCGCCGCCACCGCGGCCGCCAGAGGCGCCGACUGCAAGACCGGGAAGGACGCCGCCAGCCGGCAGCAGCAACAGCUCCGCCCCCCCCAGAAGUUCAACAACCACCAGAAUGCACUGCUGGAGAUCCGCAAGUCCCUCAAGCCCUACGAGGUCAACCGGCAGAUGCUGCAGGAUCUGGUCAACGCCGGCUGUGACCAGGAGAUGGCGGUGCGAGCGCUGAAGCAGACGGGAAGCAGGAACAUCGAAGCGGCCUUGGACUACAUCAGUAAGAUGAGUUACCUCGACCCGCGCAACGAGCUCAUCGUCCGCGUCAUCAAGCAGACGUCCCCGGGAAAGGCCGCCAUGCCGAACCCGAUGGACCACCGGCCCCCGCUAGAGGCUCCGGGCGAGGUGGGCGCGAUGCCUCAGUACCACCAGAUGGGGGCUCCCCUGUACGAGGGGGCCGGUGGCUACGGCCCCAAGGGCGAGCUGCCCAGACCGUACAUGAGCGCUCCGCCCGUCAUGAACUACAUGAUACCCCCGUCCGGUGCGCCACAGGGCCCCCCCAUGGGUCGCCCCCCAAGCAUGGGCUCCUACCCUCCGGGGAUGGCCAGCCAGGGCAACCCGGCCGGCCCCAUGUACGGGCCGGGGGCGCAGCAGAAGGGCUACGCCGGCGGCAUGGAGCAGCACGGACCCAUGAUGAGCUACACCGUCCCCGGCCAGCCGCUGCAGCUCCAGCCGCAGCCACAGGGGGGCCCCGUCCCGGGCCCCCACUACGACUACGGCCACGCCCGGCCGCACAUGAUGGAGCCGGCGGGCUACGGCGUCAAGAGGACCGCCUCCUUCCAGAGCAAGAUGGCGCCGUCCAUGGUGCAGAGCGUUCCCGCAGGUGGGGGCUACCCGGCCAACCUGUACCUGCCCCCCCAUUCCCACCCGCGGCAGGCCAGCCCCACCUCCCACCACGUCCACAUCAUGUCCCGCGGUGCGGGCCCCGAGUUCUCCGACAUGCCCCAGGGCCUGAUGACGCCCUCCAGGGCCAGCCUGAACCUGGACCUGUACGAGCACCACUGGGCGGGGCCUCCAGGCGUCGACGGCGCGCCUCAGGCCAGGCAGCCCCAGGGCCCCUUCCGGGGGGAGGUGCGUGCCCCCAGCAGAACCAACUCCUUCAACAGUCGCUCCGUGGGGCCCGCCGGCGUGCGGCCCGCGAUGACCGCGCCGCCCGCAGUCGGCAAACAGGACCCGUCCCUGGGCCAGCCCAACACCAUCACGGCGGUGACGUCCCCCCCCAUCCAGCAGCCGGUCAAGAGCAUCCGCGUGAUGAGGCCGGAGCCCAAGACGGCCGUGGGCCCGUGCCACCCCAGCUGGAUGACGGCGCAGGACGCGGCGGAGUCUCUGGCCUACAUGCCGGAGGAGACCUACAGCCUGGAGCCCCCCCAGGAGCCCCGUUGCCCGCCGCCGCCCUACCCCAAGAACCUGCUGAUGGAGGAAGGGGCCGCGGCCAUAUGCGCAGCCCAGGAUGGCGGCGGGUCUUCCAGAAGCAGCCCCGGGAGCGGGAAGGCGGACGAGAGCCAGCAGGUGAAGGAGAAGACGAAGACGGGCAAAGGAGAGAAGGCCGUGAAGGACAAGAAGCAGAUCCAGACGUCGCCGGUUCCCGUGAGGAAGAACGGUCGGGACGAGGAGAAGAGAGAGUCGCGCAUCAAGACCUACUCGCCCUUCGCCUUCAAGUUCUACAUGGAGCAGCACAUCGAGAAUGUGAUGAAGACCCACCAGCAGAAACUGAACCGCAGGCUGCAGCUGGAGCAGGAGAUGUCCAAGGCCGGCCUGUCCGAAGCCGAGCAGAAGCAGAUGAGGAAGAUGCUGAACCAGAAGGAGUCCAACUACAACCGGCUACGCCGGGCAAAGAUGGACAAGUCCAUGUUUGUCAAAAUUAAGACGCUGGGCAUCGGGGCCUUCGGCGAGGUGUGCCUCACGCGCAAAGUGGACACGGGCGCGCUCUACGCCAUGAAAACGCUGCGCAAGAAAGACGUCCUCAACCGCAACCAGGUGGCCCACGUGAAAGCGGAGCGCGACAUCCUGGCGGAGGCCGACAACGAGUGGGUGGUGCGCCUCUACUACUCCUUCCAGGACCGCGACAGCCUCUACUUCGUCAUGGACUACAUCCCCGGCGGGGACAUGAUGAGCCUGCUCAUCCGGAUGGGCGUCUUCCCCGAGCACCUGGCGCGCUUCUACGUGGCGGAGCUGACGCUCGCCAUCGAGAGCGUCCACAAGAUGGGCUUCAUCCACCGCGACAUCAAGCCCGACAACAUCCUCAUCGACCUGGACGGGCACAUCAAGCUGACUGACUUCGGCCUGUGCACGGGCUUCCGCUGGACGCACAACUCCAAGUACUACCAGAAAGGGAGCCACGUCAGACAGGACAGCAUGGAGCCCAGCGACUUCUGGGACGACGUGUCCAACUGUCGCUGCGGCGACCGGGUGACGAUGGAGCAGAGCGCCAACCGGCAGCACCAGCGCUGCCUGGCCCACUCUCUGGUGGGGACGCCCAACUACAUUGCGCCGGAGGUGCUGCUGCGCAAAGGUUACACCCAGCUGUGUGACUGGUGGAGCGUGGGAGUGAUCCUCUUUGAGAUGCUGGUGGGACAGCCGCCCUUCCUGGCCUCCACGCCCACCGAGACGCAGAUCAAGGUCAUCAACUGGGAGAGCACGCUGCAGGUGCCCGCCCAGGUGAAGCUGAGCCCGGAGGCCGUCGACAUCAUCGGACACCUCUGCUGCUCGGCGGAGGAUCGCCUCGGCGCCAACGGCGCCGGCGAGAUCAAGGCCCACCCCUUCCUCGCCCAGAUGGACUUCUCCAGCAACCCGCGGCAGCAGCCGGCGCCCUACCGGCCCAAGAUCGCCCACCCGAUGGACACGUCCAACUUCGACCCCGUGGAGGAGGAGGGCGGGCCCGGCGCGUCGAGCGACAGCGGCGACAGCACCCGGGCGCUGGACGCGCUCUGCUUGCCGCACGGGAAGCACCCGGAGCACGCCUUCUACGAGUUCACCUUCCGCAGGUUCUUCGACGACAACGGUUGCCCCUUCCGCUACCCGAAGCCGCUGGAGGCAUCCGGGCUGGUCCCGGAGCGAGGGGCUUGGGAGGAGGAGGAGGAGGAGGAGGAAGAGGAAGGUCGGCUUGAGUCUCUAUUUCACAAAUGGUUCAUUUGUUCAUGUUUGGUACAUUUUCUUUAUUUAACCGAAAUGACCCAAAGUGUGAGUGUCGCGUCACUUCCUGUCCCCACAGGAGCUUCUGUGUUGAUCGAGUACUUCCUGCUUGUUGACAAUCAAUAACUCUGCGUCGAACUGAUCCAACAGUAUUCUUGAGUUUUUAAAGUUACAUAUAUAUUUUUUAUUUUGCCUGACAAUGUAUUUUCUGUAAAUGUGCCUUAGUGUCGCCAUCGUCUUUUCACCGUUGUCUUUGAGCUGUUUUCAUUGUUUCCGCCUCCACGCCGGCUUGGUUCUGUAACUCAGAACCAAGCCUCAUAAUGUAGGAAUUCGGUUCAACGGUCAAGAUGUUGUUGCGGUUCGAUCACACAGGGGUCGAUCAUUUGUCAAGAUUUCACCAAUUAGCCGGUUUGAUCCUCAGAAGCACCUUUUUUCCGAUGUUUCAUGGGACGAUGUAGGAUUUUGCCGUAGACCGCUAUAAAACCACAAUAAAAUGAUUGUGGUAAAUUUCCAGAAGCUGUGUAGUUCACUAUGAAAGAAGUUAAUAACUCGUUUGAAAAAAACUAGACAGAUUAUCGUGAAAGAAAACCGACUUCUUGCAUUGGUUCUUUAGAACGUUCACACCAUAAACAUGUUACAAGUACUCAUGUAAGUUAAAGUAAUUCCAAUAUGUUGGAAUCAGAAUCAUUUUUCCCAAAUGAUCCUGACAUGAAAUGAGGUGACAGCCGGCUGAACGCCACGUGGUUUAAUAAACAAAUAGAAUUAACGCACCGUAUUUCAGGAAAAGUUGAACUGUUUCCCCGUCGCUCAGUGGCGAACUUCAGAUUGAGGCGCACUGAGGUCACGUUGGGUUGAAAUCAAAAGCUUUGAAAGAGAGCGACAAUCUUCAACUGGCAGGAUUUCUGCUCCACACUCGCUUGUUUAUCCUCUUUUUACUUUUUGUAUUUUUACUGCGAGGAGCCUCCUCGAUGUACGAUACAAUUCUGUUGCUAUUGAAUUUAUAUUUAUACAGAUAUACAUAUUUUUUCUAUCUUUUUUCCCCCCGUGUGCUAGAAAAACAACCCUGUCCACGCAGUAUUAUAGAUGAUGUCAUGUGGACAGCUGUCUCUCUUAUUACAUUUAUGAUGAACUGAGAAUAUGUAUUAAAAAUGCUUUCACAGUGUGUGUGAACUAUGUAUAAAUUAAAUUAACCAACUUGGA